UAUGUAGAACUUAGCAACCAGUGAAUCUCUAUGGCAACCAUAGACUUAUUUAUCAAGCUUACACCCGUUACAGUAUACAUAUAUUAUUUUGCUUUUAGAGGAUAAAGAAGUUUGGGAAACUCUAGAAUUUAAAUAAAAAUAAUUGAAAAUAAGGCAUUGGCAAAAAUGGUCAACUUUGUAUAUCCAGAAGAAUUAUAUAUGUUUGUAGAGAGCAUUCGCUGCUUCCAAGUCCGCGAUGUGGGUAACACCAAAUGGCUAGAGGUCCACGAGAUGAUUAUUAAACUAAGCCAGCAGGCGGCACUCGAGGUGGCCGAGCAUCGUGAGGAGGAAGUCAAAGAGUUCCUAAUAUCUCGCGACAAGUUGUCGAUACUAAUACACGAAGCUUACUGCGUGAAUCUUUGGAAGGCACGCGUGCUCCCUCAUCUUCUGGAAAUCGAUCCAAAUCCUCAAGCCACUUUCUUGAUUUAUACCGUCUUAUAUCAUGAGGCAGCCGUGGUGGCGUUACUUGAUCUAUGCCUUUAUCAUCCGAGUGGUUGUGAAUCGCUGCAGGAUUCAGUAUUGGAUCUUAUCGAUUAUUGUGCACAAGCCGUAGCCCAGGUCAUAGGACUGGUGUCGAUGGGUUACACAGAAAAUGAAACCAAACUAGAUGUGGACGAAGCUGUCCUCACCGAACUAGAGCGCCAAAAACGUGAUCUUAUAUUUAAAAUUGGACUACGCUGUGUCUCUUUGCUCAACUACUUGGCAGAUAACGUUACACUGUUUCAUUUAGGCGCCGCUCGGCGCAUGCUGUUUACCCAUGACAUACCCUGGCUAAUGGUGGAUGUACUGAGCUUUCGUCCCUGGCAACGCAACACUAGCAAGGGAUUGGAAAAGUACGUAGAUGAGAAGUGGACGACCGUUGAUGACGCCUCCAAAAUUAUAAAGCCUGAAGCUCAAGCUUGGUUCUGCAUACGUCAAAUGCUGCUCAAUCCACAAAUAAUGGACAACUAUCCAUUUAACGAGCCACGCUGCAAGCAACUGUCCAAGCUGCUGGGUUUAAUGCACGAGACACUUUUGGAUCAAUUGCCCGUACUUAUUGAGCUGAAGCAAUUCAUCAGUCGCUUGACUCUCAGUGGAAAUAAAGCUGACAAGUCUCAGAACUUGGUUAUAGAAGAUGUACCACAGAUACAGGAGGAGCUCAUCAAGGAGGCAGAACGUGACGGUGGUUUCUUUCAAAUAGCACAGAGCCAGGAUGGAAUUUUCCUAAACAAUUGCAAAGAGGACAUCUGCACCCUGGCCACAAAACUGAGCAAUGCAUAUGGCACCGAAAUUCUAUGCGAGCUGGAACAGAAUCUAGCUGAUCUUGAAAUUCAAAGCAAAGAGACUGGGGCUGGCGGCGAUGUGCCCGAGGAGAAUACAAAGAAGUGUGCUACUUGCCAAAAAGUCGCUAAAAAGAAAUGUGCCAACUGCAAGCAAAUCCAUUAUUGCUCACGCGAUUGCCAGCUGAAGGAUUGGCCACAGCACAAAAGCAAAUGCAUUGUAAAGUCCACUUAAUUUGCGAUCUGUAAAAGUAUUCAAAACAAAAUGUAACCUACGUCUGAGUUGAUUUAUUACGAAAUAAAAAAUCUGCC
Drosophila busckii is the source of this 1610-nucleotide messenger RNA. It is a transcript of the gene Zmynd10, whose product is annotated as zinc finger MYND domain-containing protein 10 homolog. The transcript is spliced from 3 exons. Bases 166 to 1533 code for a protein of 455 amino acids. Gene Ontology annotation, biological process: inner dynein arm assembly; outer dynein arm assembly; motile cilium assembly. The record is from RefSeq and is a predicted model, not a curated record. NCBI's taxonomy places the organism in Eukaryota, Metazoa, Arthropoda, Insecta, Diptera, Drosophilidae. Gene Ontology annotation, cellular component: centriolar satellite; cytoplasm.